Messenger RNA from Dermochelys coriacea (leatherback sea turtle), 11251 nucleotides. RefSeq names its product ATM serine/threonine kinase (gene ATM). Gene Ontology annotation, molecular function: protein binding; protein serine/threonine kinase activity. The record is from RefSeq and is a predicted model, not a curated record. NCBI's taxonomy places the organism in Eukaryota, Metazoa, Chordata, Testudines, Dermochelyidae. Gene Ontology annotation, biological process: DNA repair.
CACGCUUCCGCUUCCGGGUUCGCACCAGGUAAGGCGUGGAAGGGAGGCGCAUGCGUAGUCGCUUCGCUUAGACUGUUGCCCUGCAACACCUCGCGUUCGCGGAGGCCGCGUGGGGACUGGGGACGCCGCGUGCGAUGCAAAUUAUUUAUCAGCUGCUAAGUUGAACCAUGAGUCUUGUGCUUCAUGAGCUGCUUGUUUGCUGCCGUCAACUUGAAAAUGACAAAAUUACAGAGCGAAGGAAAGAAGUUGAAAAAUUCAAACGUCUCAUCCGUGAUUCUGAAACAAUUAACCAACUGGAUCGUAAUUCUGACUCUAAACAAGGAAAACAAUUGAACUGGGAUGCUGUAUUUAGGUUUCUGCAGAAAUACAUCCUGAAAGAAACUGACAGUAUCAGAUUGGCAAAACCAAAUGUAUCUGCCUCAACACAAGCUUCCAGGCAGAAAAAGAUGCAAGAGAUCAGCAGUUUGGUCAAAUACUUCAUUAGAUGUGCUAAUAAAAGAGCACCCAGAUUAAAAUGUCAGGAGCUUCUGAAUUAUGUCAUGGACAUAGUGAAAGAUGCGUCAAGUUGUGCUAUUUAUGGAGCUGACUGUAGUAGCAUACUACUAAAAGAUAUUCUUUCAGUGAGGAAAUACUGGUGUGAGAUAUCUAAGCAACAGUGGUCAGAUCUGCUGACCCUGUACUGCAAAUUGUAUCUCAAACCUUCCAGAGAUAUUAACAGAGUCUUGGUGGCUAGAAUAAUUCAUACACUGAUUAGAGGAGGCUGCUUCCAAACUGAUGAACUAAAUUCCAAUCUUUAUUGCUUCUUUGAAAAAGCACUACGAUGUGCAAGGCAGGAGAACGCCUCUGCAGGUCUGGAUCAUAUUCUUGCAGCAAUUAAUGUCUUCUUCAGUGUGUAUGCUGUGAACUGUCGUAUGCGGAUUUGUAAGCUAGGAGAAGAAAUUCUUCCUACAGUGCUUUAUAUAUGGACUCAGUAUAGACCAAAAGAGUCUCUAAAGGAGUUAAUAAUUCAGUUACUUCAGCUGCAGGUUCGUGUUCAUCAUCCAAAGGGAGCCAAAACACAGGAGAAAGGUGCAUAUGACUCUCCAAAAUGGCAAAGAAUCUUAUACAACUUGUAUGAUCUGCUGGUGAAUGAGUUAAGUCUCAUUGGCAGUAGAGGAAAGUAUUCUUCAGGAUCACGCAACAUUGCUGUAAAGGAAAACUUGAUUGAAUUAAUGGCUGAUAUUUGUCAUCAAGUCUUUACUGAAGACACCAAAGUCCUGGAGAUAACCCAGUCAUACACUGUUACACAAAGAGAGCCUGGAGAUGAAGCUGCACCGAGCAAGCGUCGGAGGAUCGAAUUGAGCUGGGAAAUAAUUCGAGACAACCUGCAAAGAUCACAGAAUGAUUUUGAUGUUAUACCUUGGUUACAGAUUACAGCCCGAUUAAUAUCAAAGUAUCCUAUGAGUCUUCCUAACCGUGAAUUAUCUCCCUUACUCACUAUACUACACCUGCUACUAACUCAGCAGAGAAAAGGGGAAAGGACCCCAUAUGUGCUAAGGUGCCUUACAGAGGUUGCUGUUUGUCAGAGCCAAAAAUUAGAUUUGGAAAGCACACAAAAGUUGGAGCUGCAGAGAAUCUGGGCAAAAGUUUGGUCUCUUACAGUUCGCAGCAUAAGUUUUCAGCAAGUUGAAACAGAAAGUUUUGGGUUACUUGGAGCCAUAAUUCAAGGAAACUUUGUUGUAGUAGACAAAGAACUCUGGAAGAUAUUUUCAGGGUCUGCAUACAAGCUUUCAAGUCCUGCUGCACGUUGUUUGGCGUUAGCAAUGACUGCCUAUGUAAUACCAGAAACUUUGAAAGUAGGAAUGAUGCAGAAUAAUUGUGAAGGAAAUGCAGGGUAUGAGUUAAAAGAAGCAAUAAUAAAAUGGCUACUAUUCUGUCAUUUGGAAGAGAAGAUGGAAGAAUGUAUUGAGUUACCCCCUGUGCUAUGCAGUGAUUUUCCUCAUCUAGUGCUGCAGAAAAUUCUUGUGAGCCUGACUAUGAAGAACUGCCGAGCUGCAAUGAACUUUUUCCAAAAUGCUAUUGAGUGUGUGCAACACACACAAGACAAAGGAGAAGUCAGUUUUUUGGAAAUUGAAGAGCUGUAUCUACAAACAACUUUUGAUGAAAUGGCUAUUUUCACCAGUCUUGCAGUGAACAUUGCAGAUAAAAAUCUAUCUGGUUCAGGACUUGCUGUCAACCAAAACCAUAGGGAAACACUGGAGCACUGUCUGUUAGUGGUGUCAGAGCAGCUUUUAAACAGCUAUUCUUCUGAGAUUUAUUCCAAGUCUACUACUGCAGAACACCUAGUCCGAUGUGCCAGUCUCUUGACUGGUGUUCUUAGCUGCUAUUGCUAUGCUGGCACAUUAACUGAAGAGGAUGCAUGUAAAUCAGAAUUGUUCCAUAAAGCUAAGUCUCUCAUGCAUUAUGUUGGAGAAAGCAUUUCUCAUUCUAAAAGUAAACUAAAUGAAGACUCUAGGAUCAUCUUGUUGAGGACUUUGAUAACCCUGUGUACCAACUGCUUAUGUAAUUGUACCAAGAGCAGUCCAAGUAAGAUCUUAUCAGGCUUAUUCCUGAGUUUGUUAACAUCAAAGGCGAUGAAUGAUUUUGUAGAUAUUUGCAAACAUCUGAUGGUCUUUACUGGCAAACCAAGUGAUGCUGGAGAUGUAGACCUAAUGGAAGACAAUAUUGAAGAGAGUGCAAUGGAAGUAGAUAACCAUGUAGCCAUGGACCGGUUUGAUGAUCACUGUAUCACUGACUUCGGUGAUGCAAAUGAGUCUGGGGAGAUGCAAAACAUAACUGGUGCUAUGAGUCCAUUAGCUGAAGAACAUUUGACAAAGCAGGAUUUACUCCUCCUUGAAAUUCUGAGGUUUUUGUGUCUAUGUGUAACUACAGCACAAAUCCAUACAGUCUGCUUCAGAGCUCCUGACAUACGGCGGAAGCUGUUAAUGCUAAUUGAUAAAAGUAUAUUUGAUACUGCUAAAUCACUGCAUCUACAGAUGUAUUUAGUCCUUUUGAAGGAACUCCCAACUGAAGAAAACUUGUUGCCAGAAGAUGAUCUUCUCAUGCUUCUCAAGCCUCUUUCUGAUGUGUGUUCCUUGUAUCGUCGAGAUCAAGAAGUUUGUAAAGCAAUUCUAAAUAAUCUACUUCCCGUAGCAGUGGGGUUGGGCCAAGCCAACCCAAAUGUGGAAGAAACAGGGGAAGUCCAAGGACAAUUUUUAACUGUGGUGGGAGCAUUUUGGCACUUGACAAAGGAAGGGAGAUGUACGGCUCCAGUAAGAGUGGCCCUACUGAACUGCAUGAAAGCCCUACUUGAGGCUGAUCCUCAUUCAAAUUGGGCUGUGCUUAAUGUAAAUGAUAAAGAUCUGCCUGUGAGUGAUGCUUUCCCACAUUUCCUCGCAGAUAGCUACCAUCAAGUUUGCAUGCUUGCUGCAAAGUCAAUAACCAGUUUGUUCCAAGAUGUGAAACAGAGAGAUUCUUCUGGAUUACCAAAAGCUCUUCCUUUGAAGUUCCAACAAAAGGCCUUUGAGAAUGUAUACUUCAGAGUUCAAGAAGGAAUGAGAGAUCUGGCACGUGGUGGCAUGAGCCCUGAAGACCUCUUUGAUGAGCAGUGUAAUAGAAGAGCAGUUCUUCUGUUGCUGAUAACCAUGGUUUUAUGUUGCAGUCCUGUCUGUGAAAAGCAGGCUUUGUUUGCUAUUUGCCAGUCUGUGAAAGAAAAUGGAUUAGAGCCUCACCUUAUAAAAAAGGUUUUGGAGAGAGUACGAACGUUUUUGGCUAAAAAGUAUAGAAGACUUCAUGACUUCCCAAUAGACUAUCUGGUGCUGGAGUGGCUUGAGAAUGAAAGAUAGUGGAUAUAGCCUAUCUGCUUUCCUUACAUUGUUUUGAACUACUCUAGCCUUGAGGAGUUCUACAGGGCUUGUUAUAAAGCUUUAGUUCCACACCUGGUGAUUAGAAGUCAGUUUGAAGAUGUGAAAUCUAUUGCUAACAUGAUUGAAAAAGACUGGCGGCAGCUCUAGCAUACUGCUUUCCAAAGAUACUUUAAUAUCCUUCCCUAUUUUGCUUAUGAAAGCCAUGGAGAUAGUGAAAUAGCUCAACAGAGAGAUACAGCUUAUAAAGUCUACGACAUGCUUAAGGAUGAAAACUGCUUAGGAAAACAGAUUGACAAUUUGUCUCACAGUAACUUGCCAGAGAUUGUGGUGGAGCUGCUGAUGACCCUACAUGAGCCGGUCAACACCAAGGCAGGAGAAGGAAGUGACCUAAGUAAAUUUACAGGGGAACUGGACCCUGCUCCUAAUCCUCCUCAUUUUCCAUCUUAUGUGAUCAAGGCAACCUUGGAUUAUAUUAGCAGUUGUCAUAAAACCAAGUUAAAAAGUAUUGUAGCUGUACUUUCUAAAAAUCCUGAUUCAUUCCAGAAAAUUCUACUAGCCAUUUGCAAACAGGCAGCUGAUACAAACAAUAUACAAAAACACAGGAUUCUUAUAAUUUAUUACUUGUUUGUUAAUUUGUUACUUAAAGAGAUAAAGGAUGGUUUAGGAGGAGCGUGGGCUUUUGUUCUUCGAGAUAUAAUAUAUACCCUGAUUCACUACAUCAACAGCAGACCCAGUCUUGGCAGAGACAUGUCCAUGCGCAGCUUUUCCCUCUGCUGUGACCUUCUAAACCAUGUUUGCCAUGCAGCAGUUACAUAUUGUAAGGAUGCCCUAGAGAAUCACCUUCAUGUUGUUGUUGGAACGCUAAUACCUCUUGUCAGGGACCAGCCUGAAAUUCAGAAGCAGGUCCUAGACUUGUUGAAGUACCUAGUGAUAGAUAACAAGGAUAAUGAAAACUUGUACCAAACAAUCAAACAUUUAGAUCCUUUUCCUGAGCAUCCUGCUUUUAAAGAUUUGCGUGCUACACAGCAGAAAAUCAAAUACAGUAAAGGAGCAUUUUCACUUUUGGAGGAAAUUAACCAUUUUUUAUCAGUAAGUUUCUGUGAGUCGCUGCCAUUUGCAAGACUUGAAGGAUUAAAUGAUUUACGCAAACAACUGGAACAGCAUAAAGAUCAGAUGAAGGAUCUCAUGAAACAUUUCCAGGAUAUUAAUGCUUUCCUUUUUCUUCUAAAUGGUAGAAAACCCCAGGACUAUGUCAUAGUAAAGUUGGUGGUGAGCUUGCUACAACUAUCCAAGACAGCAGUUAAUCAUACAGGUGAAAGGCAGUUUAGGUAAGCUGUUGGAAGUUGUUUGGGAGAACUGGGUCCUAUAGAUUUCUCCACCAUAACUCUGCAACAUAGUAAAAAUGCAUUCUGUUCCAAGGCAGCUGACUUAUUUGAAGAUAGAGAACUUCAGUGGGUCUUCAUAAUGCUGACUCUAAUAAAUAAUGCUUUAAUAGAUGAUUGUAUUGGUGUUCGAUCUGCUGCUGCUGCCUGUUUGAAAAACAUUUUAGCCACCAAAGCUGGUAAUGAAUUUUGGGAGAUUUACAAAAACAAAGCUGAUCCUAUGUUAAUAUAUCUACAUCCUUUCAGAGUGUCUAGAAAGAAGUUUUUAGAAGUACCAAGUAAUGAAAGAGAGAGUCCUUCAGAAAACCUGGAUGAUGAAAGUGUGUGGAUUCCUCAGAGUGUAAGUCAUGAUACCUGGAUCAAGAAUCUGACUUGUUCAUUACUGGACAGUGGAGGAGUGAGAAAUGAAGUUCUUCAGUUACUGAAACCAAUGUGUGAGGUGAAAACAGACUUUUGUCAGACUUUGCUCCCGUACCUGAUUCAUGAUAUCCUGCUUCAUGAUUCAAAUGAAACUUGGCGAAAUCUUCUGUCCAUGCAUAUACAGAGGUUUUACACAGCUUGUUGCAGAUACUCCUCAUCAUCCAGCAGAUCAACUACACCUGCAAAUUCCAAUUCAGAACCAGAAACCUUUAUUCGUGGAGGUUUAGAUAAAAUAUCUCGACGAACAAUGCUUGAUGUUGUUGAUUACUUGAGAAGUCAAAAGAGAUCUCUUUCAGGUACAGUUUUUGAUGACAGUUUCUGGCUGGAGUUGAAUUACCUUGAGGUUGCUAUGGUAGCACAGUCUUGUGCUGCUCACUUCACAGCUUUGCUCUACACAGAAAUCUACGCAGACAAGAUAAACUUAGACAAACAACAAAAAAGAUCUGCUUUCAAAGCAUCUAAAAAUCUAACAUUUGAAGAAGAAAGCCAAAGUCCAACUAUUAACAGAUUGAGUGAGAAAAGUAAAGAAGAAACUGGAAUAAGCUUACAGGAUCUUCUCAUGGAAAUAUACAGAAGUAUAGGAGAGCCUGAUAGUCUCUAUGGCUGUGGUGGAGGAAGAAUGUUACAGCCAUUAGCUAGGAUAAGAACAUAUGAGCAUGAGGCCAUAUGGGGAAAGGCCCUUGUAACGUAUGACCUUGAAGCAAGCCUCCCUCCAGCUACUCGCCAGGCAGGAAUAAUAGAGGCCUUGCAGAAUUUUGGGCUUUGCCAUACUCUUUCCACCUAUUUAAAAGGCUUGGAAUAUGAAAACACAGAGUGGUGUGCUGAACUGAAGGAGAUUCGUUACCAGGCAGCUUGGAGGAACAUGCAGUGGGACCACAUCUCUUCUGCUAAAGAUGAGAUGGGAAGAUCAGGCUACCAUGAAUCAUUGUAUAAUGCUCUGCAGUCAUUAAGAGACAGAGAAUUCUCUGCUUUCCAUGAAGGCCUGAAAGAUGCCAGGGUGAGCGAAGUAGAGGAGCUGUGCAAAGGCAGUCUUGAGUCUGUGUUUUCAUUGUAUCCCACACUCUGCAGAUUACAGCUCAUUGGAGAGUUGGAAAACAUAGGACAACUUUUCUCCAGAUCUGUUACUAACAAACAACUGAAUGACAUUUAUCUGAAGUGGCAGAGACAGUCCCAGCUUCUCAAGGACAGUGACUUUGGUUUCCAGGAGCCUAUCAUGGCCUUACGGACUGUAAUUCUGGAGAUCCUUCUUGAGAAGGAAAGUGAGAAUUCCAAAAGAGAAUGCAUUAAAGACAUUCUCACCAAACAUCUAGUGGAACUGUCCAAAUUGGCACGAACUGCCAAAAACACUCAGCUUCCUGAAAGAGCAAUGUUUCAGAUCAAGCAAUACAAUCCAGCUAUGUGUGUAGUCUCUGAGUGGCAACUGGAGGAAGCUCAGGUUUUCUGGGCUAAAAAAGAAGAAAGUCUAGCACUGAGUAUUCUCAAGGAGAUGAUCAAGAAAUUGGAUACAAAUUGGUUUCAGGUUGAGAAUGAUCCGAGCCUAAGACUGAUAUACACAGAGUGCCUGAGGUUAUGUGGAAACUGGUUAGCAGAAACAUGUUUGGAAAACCCUACAGUUAUCAUGCAGAAAUACUUAGAAAAGGCAGUGGAAGUUGCUGGGAGCCACAGUGGAGACAGCAGUGAUGAGCUAAAGAGUGGAAAGAUGAAGGCUUUCCUUUCUUUAGCUCGUUUCUCUGAUACUCAGUACCAAAGAAUUGAGAACUACAUGAAAUCCUCAGAGUUUGAAAACAAGCAAGCUUUGCUGAAGAAGGCCAAGGAGGAAAUUGGCCUCCUAAAGGAGCACAGGGUUCAGACAAACAGAUACACAGUGAAGGUUCAGCGGGAGCUUGAACUUGAUGAAUGUGCAAUUCGUGCACUGAGUGAAGAUCGUAAACGUUUCUUGUGCAAAGCAGUAGAGAACUACAUCAGUUGCUUACUUAGUGGAGAAGAGCAUGAUAUGUGGAUCUUCCGCCUCUGCUCCCUCUGGCUUGAGAACUCUGGAGUUUUUGAAGUCAAUGGAAUGAUGAAGACAGAUGCAGAGAAGAUUCCAUCAUACAAGUUUUUGCCUCUGAUGUACCAGCUGGCUGCUCGAAUGGGAACCAAGAUCAUGGGCUGUCUAGGAUUUCAUGAAGUUUUAAAUAAUCUAAUAUCUAGAAUUUCACUGGAUCAUCCACAUCAUACUUUGUUUAUAGUAUUGGCUUUGGCAAAUGCCAACAAGGAUGAACUCUUGGCAAAAUCAGAGGCAACAAGAAGAAACAGACUAACGAAAAAUGUACCGAAAGAAAUCUCCCAGCUAGAUAUGGAUCGGAUGGAGGCUGCCAGCAAGAUAAUUAACAUCAUAAGAAGUAGGAGACCUCAAAUGGUUAGAGGUGUAGAGGCACUUUGUGAUGCAUACAUCACAUUAGCAAAUCUGGAUGCCACUCCAUGGAAAUCUCAAAGAAAAGGCAUAAGUAUUCCUGCUGGCCAGCCUAUUACUAAACUGAAGAACUUGGAGGAUGUUGUUGUUCCCACCAUGGAAAUUAAGGUGGACCCUACUGGGAAAUAUGAAAAUUUGGUGACAAUAAGGUCAUUCAAGCCAGAGUUUCGCUUAGCAGGAGGCCUGAAUCUGCCUAAAAUAAUAGAUUGUAUAGGAUCAGAUGGAAAAGAGAGGAGGCAACUUGUCAAGGGCCGGGAUGACCUGAGACAGGAUGCUGUCAUGCAGCAGGUUUUCCAGAUGUGCAAUACACUGCUCCAGCAAAACACUGAAACCAGAAAAAGAAAACUCACGAUCCGAAGAUAUAAGGUGGUGCCCCUUUCUCAGAGAAGUGGUGUCCUGGAGUGGUGCUCAGGGACAGCUCCCAUCGGUGAAUUCCUUGUGAAUCUUGAAGAGGGCGCUCACAGGAGAUACAGGCCAAAAGACUACAGUAGUACUUACUGCCAAAAGAUUAUGAUGGAUGCACAAAAACAGCAUUCUGAAGAGAAAUACAACAUCUUUAUGGACAUUUGCCAGAACUUUCAACCUGUGUUUCGCUAUUUCUGCAUGGAAAAAUUCCUGGACCCAGCUGUUUGGUUUGAAAAACGAUUGGCAUAUACUCGCAGUGUAGCUACAUCAUCUAUCGUUGGUUACAUACUUGGGCUUGGAGAUAGACAUGUACAGAAUAUCCUGAUAGAUGAGCAAACUGCAGAAUUGGUGCACAUAGAUCUAGGGGUUGCUUUUGAACAGGGCAAAAUCCUUCCCACACCAGAAACUGUUCCCUUUAGGUUAACCAGAGACAUUGUGGAUGGGAUGGGCAUCACUGGCGUGGAGGGAGUCUUUAGAAGAUGCUGUGAGAAGACUAUGACUGUUAUGAGAAAUUCCCAAGAAGCUUUGCUGACUAUCGUAGAGGUGCUGCUCUAUGAUCCUCUCUUUGACUGGACCAUGAAUCCUUUGAAAGCGUUGUAUUUGCAACAGAGACCAGAGGAUGAGGCUGACAUCAACUCCACACUCAAUACCAGUGAUCAGGAAUGUAACCGAAAAGCCAGAGAUGACCAGAGUUUUAACAAAGUUGCAGAACGUGUCCUGAUGAGGCUUCAGGAGAAGCUGAAAGGUGUAGAGGAGGGAACAGUGCUCAGUGUGGGAGGACAGGUGAACCUUCUCAUACAGCAGGCCAUGGAUCCCAAAAACCUCAGUCGGCUCUUUCCAGGAUGGAAGCCAUGGGUAUGAUCCUGAAGUAUCCAAUAGAUUUUAAAGAGUGAAUAGGAAACCUGUUAGAUUUUGGGGGAAGGGUGGCUGGGUCAGCAUUUCAUAUUGAUGUUUCUUAAUAGAAAUACUAUAUCAGAAUCAACUGUGUAGAUUAUAAAGCAGUAGUCCUGAAACAAGUGUUUAAUUUUUAAAUGAUCUUUAUCAGAUUAUAUUGUUGAUCUCCAGAAUUGUGUUCACCAUACACAAAACCCCAAGUGCAGUAUUCUGGUGUUUCUAUACCAUACCAAGAAAAUCUUGUGACCUUCCAGGAAUAGUGAGAUGCAGUGAGAUGGCAUUUACAAUGUUCUUGCAAAACCUUUUUAAAACAUCCAUCUAAUCUUGGAUAUCAGUUAAGCAUCUAGAGCUUGAUUUGUGUAACAUUUAUAGACUAUAUUAUUACCUCUACUGAAUGAAUGAUUUGUAAGCUAAAAGACAUCAGUCACUUAAAUGUGUUACAAAAGAAGAAAAAACACUGUAUCUUAAAGCCGAUGUUGAAGUGAUAUUAGACAAAACUACAAAAAGGGAAAUGUUAAAUAUAAAAGUUUCGCACUAAAAAUAAUUUAAUAUCCAAUGAACUGAUAUAUUGUAUAUUUUAUAGCCUAAUUAGACAGCUGAUGAUCAGAAAAUGGGACAUUGCACAGUAUUUUUUAGAUAAAUGAUCUUUGAGCCAAAUAUAAUAUAGUGCUGCUUUUUGUGCUGCUGUAGCUUAAAUUGUUUUGACACUUUCCUUGUAUAAACCAUGAUUUUUAGCAUUUUAAGUAAUGACAUUAACUUUAUCUCCAACUCACUAUUAAAAUAGACUGAUCCUGGGCUGAAACCUGACAUACAAGGUCUGGUUCAAGAGCAAACUCUCUUGAUAUCUGACAUAAAUAUGUUUUGGAAGCUUUAAAGUUGUAUUUUGAAUGCACAACUUGUUUAUUGAGUGUGUGCAGUUUUACUAGUUACAUUUCAUUGCUUGCCCCUUUGUAAUAUAUGAAACUGCCUACUUUGGUAAGAUAGUCAAUAAGCAUGUGUAAUAGGGAAAUCUGUUCAGUCCAUAGUGUCCAUGUUAUGCCUUUUGAAAUCCUUCCUGAAACAUUUUUUGUUUUAUUUUAAAAAGUACAAAUAAAAGAUACAAAAUCUGACAAAAUUCAGCAAAAUCCUUAAUAUGGACUUUCUGCCUUUUUCAUAGCAGUGUAAGUUAAUGUUGGAGUGUUGGCAAAAUUUAGCAUUUUGCUGACUUAGUUUGCUUUAUUUUUGCUAUUUCAUUGUAAUUUUAAAAUUUAUUUUUUCUACACAUUUUAUUUCAGACUGCUGGUAGAAAUUAAGACAAGUCUUUUUUAGUUUGGUGGUGAUGCAGACACACAUUUCUGUUAGAGACAUGGUGGGUGAGGUAGUAUUUUUUAUUGGACCAACUUCUGUUGGUGAGAGAGACAAGCUUUCUAAUAUACGUUUCUCAGACCUGAAGAAGAGCUCUGUAUGUCUUGAAAGCUUGUCUCUCGUCGGCAGAAGUGGGUCCAAUAAAAGAUAUUACCUCACCCACCUUGUGUCUCUAAUAUCCUGGGACCGACACAUUUACAACAACUCUGUGCAUACACUUAUACUGACACUCAUCAGUCUUGGAUUCAACUUUAAAAUUGCAUCCUAGGUUUUAGAGUAAGGGAAGAGUGAAAAUGACUCCCUUUAGGGGGACAGUAGUUUGUAGCUACACCUCAGAAUUAAACAUGUCUGAUGGGACAAGUGCCCCACUAUACUGAAGUAUUAAUGACAUCUAGGAAAAGGAGAAGGGUCUUGUCAUGCAACUGUGGGAUGGCAAGCAGUAGGACACUGAGCAAAAAGCCUUUGGCCAA